Peniophora sp. CBMAI 1063 is the source of this 1035-nucleotide messenger RNA. NCBI's taxonomy places the organism in Eukaryota, Fungi, Basidiomycota, Agaricomycetes, Russulales, Peniophoraceae. The record is from the annotation of a GenBank genome assembly.
AUGGCUCCCCAGACGAUGUUCUUCAUGGGCGGGACUGGCUUCAUCGGCAGCGCCGUCCUGCAGCACUUUCUUGGGAACCCCGACUUCGAGAUCACAGUGCUGACGCGUGACGCCGGCAAGGCCAAGAAGCUGACACAGCAGUUUGGAAUACGAACGGUUGUAGGCUCAAUGGAGGUCGAGGGGGAUCUAGAGAUGCUUGAAGCCGAAGCCGCCCAAGCUGACGUGGUUCUGCAGAUCUCUAUCGUUUGGGCAUUCAAGGCCAUCGAUGCCAUAUUGAGAGGGAUGAAGAAGCGCUCAAAGGCUACUGGGAAGAAGCCCAUCCUGGUUUAUACGUCUGGAGGUGGCGCGAUCGUCACGGACACGAAAGCUCUCGGGAACUACGCCGUGAACGAAUAUCGUUCUGAUGUGGACACAGAAUACCUUGUCAACCUUCCUCGCGAUCAUAUCCACUACGAAGGAGAUACGAAAGUACGUUUGGCCGACGAGAAAGACGGCUACAUCCGCACAUAUAUCAUCCUGCCCUCGACUGUGUGGGGUCUGUUGCGUGGGCCAUUGGCCGACGCCGGGAUUGGGCAUCGUCACUCCCAGCCCAUGCCGGCUCUCAUUAUGGCUAGUAUUGCUUGCGGACAAGGCGGAGUGGUCGGCAAGGGUUUGAAUGUCUGGUCGCACAUUGAAGUUCACGAGCUAGCAGAACUAUACCGGCUCAUCGUAGUCAACGCGCUCAACGACGAUCGCUUCCCUAGCGGACGCGAGGGUAUAUACUUCGGGGAGAACGGCUCAUACACCAUGAUAGAGGCCUGCAAGGCCUACUCGAGAGCCCUCUUUGACGCGGGCAAAGCCCGCUCACCCGAGCCGGAGGCGUUUUCAAAGGCAGAACUGCAAGCCAUAGGUUUCCUAGCCCAGUACAUAGGAGCGUCCUCAAUAUGCAGGGCGGAUCGUGGCCGCGCUCUGGGGUGGAAGCCGGCGCUUGGCACAGAUGACUUCCUCGCCAGCCUGAGACCCGAAGUAGAGGCUCUUCUCUUGGGUUCUGCGUAG